GGGAGAAGGAUGACCUCCCCAAGAUGGCGCCCCUAAUUCCUGCGCUGCGACAGUUAAUGUGUCCUCUGAGGGUCUGUGUGGUCCCGCCCCUCACCACCUGGACUCUGAUGUCACCCUUCAGCGGGUGUAGUCUGUCCUCCUCCAGUCUCAUCGUCUGAUAUCCCGCGUCUCCAGCUGAGGUCGGUUACCAUGGAGAUCAGGCAGUUAGAGCCGUUAGAGCUUCACCAUCAGCCCUUCUCUGACCUGGUCCAUCCAGCUGUUUCCUCCAGAUGUUUGCGCUGCAUCGAGCUGUCCGCCGGUUCUCCGGGCUCUGGGCGGAGAACCCGGCGGCUCUCCGGGUCCUCAGAGGUCUGCUUGGCGCGGUGAGCGGCGCAGUGUUGUUUCUGGGAAUUGCUCACAACCUCCCCCUGACCUUUGACCUGAAGCUGGCUGUAGGAUUUAUAUUUACUGGUGUGUGUCUCGUAGGUGGAGCCUUGUCCUCAUCCUUCAGGUGCACCGUGCUUCUCACAUUACCCAGCAUCCUCGGCUCCCGUGGCCGCUCCUACCUGGUGGUACUGAUUGUGAUGGUUCUGUACAGAGGUCCGAUCUCCAACAUCCAGCGAAACGUCGAGGCGGCGGCUCUGACUCUGAGCUGUAAUCUGGACCUGCAGGUUCAUCACAGCAGGAUGCUGUGGAGGCACGCCACCAAGCCAUUUGUUCAGGUCGUGCAGGAGCUGAUGGAUGAUAAAGCAGAGUUUGAGUCCGAGUCUCUGAACAUCAGCAGGAAGUUCCAGAAUAUCCGAGAUGAAGUCCUUCUCCAGUACGGAUACGACCAGUUCCAACCCAAACCCGCCGGUGGAGGAAAUGGAACGCAAGAGCAGUUCACCGCCAAGACUAAGAUGCAGUGUGACAGUGUGGUGAACGGGGGCAUCCAGCGCUGUGCUGAUUGGUUCGCCCGGAAGUGGGAGGAGUGUAUGGAGGCUGUUCCUGUUCCCGUCAUCAACCACAUCCUCUGUGUUUCCAUGAAAUUCGACUUCCUGUGUGACAUCAUGAGAAUAAUGACCCCCUGGUGUCGGGAGCAGAUUCCUGUGGAGGGAAACUUCGGUCAGCUGUUUGAUCAGCUCAACAUCUCAGUGGACCGGCUCUCCAGAGAGUUCAGCACGGAGGUGGUCCUUCUGGAGGAGAACCAGCAGCCGGUGCUGGACGGGGUUCUGUUGGACCAGGCCUUCACUCAGGCAGUCAAACAGUCCUUCCUGAGUCUGACAAGGACCAUGGAACAAGUGAUGAACGUCCUGCAGCUGCUGCUGUCCUUCACCUUCAUCACUGUGUUCAUCCAGGCUUUCCAGUACUUCCGCUACUACAGGAGAAACAUCAGCUUUGACAACGUCUACAUCAGCUCCUACUUCCGAAGGAUCGAUGACCGCAGGAGACAGGCGGGGAAACACUUCCUGCUGCCUCUGAGAAAAUCAGAGACCAGCAAGUUCAUAUUCCCCCUGAGUCCAAGGAUCUACCCUGAGGAGCUGAAACAAGUGAUGGCAGGUGGUCUUCAGGUUUUGACCGUCUCACUGCUGUCCAUCAUCCUGCUGGGCGUCGACUUUGCUCUGGUCCACGUUCUGGACAUCAUCAGCAGACACACGUUUACGCAGUUCAACGUGACGAGUAGUCACCACAUGGACAUCAAAGUGGGUGGAGACACCAUGAUGGCCCGCCUCCUGCGGACCGUGAUCUCUGGGUUCAACAGUUCAUCCGACCUGAACAUCAAUAGCGACAACCAAGCAUGCAUGUCUCCCCCCUCCUCCCUCCCCACUGCAGUAUAUGUGAGCUGUGUGGGUUGUGUCCUGCUGGUGGCGCUGUUCAGCCUCGUUCAAGUCUACACCAACCGGCUCAGACGGGUCAUCGCAGCCUUCUACCACCCUAAGAGGGAGAAGAAGCGCAUCUUGUUUCUCUACAACCUGCAGCUCCACCGACGGCUUUCCUUACCUGACAAGGAGAAGACCAUCGAUAGAGGACAGAGGAACAGGACGGUGUUUGAGCGCCUGACCGCGUGGAGGCGCCGUCUCUUUCUUCACCGCCACCCAGAAGAGUCGGACAUGGAGGAGACUCGUUAUGCCUGCAGUUAGACCGAGGUUCAGACAAACCCAGAGACCCUGUCAGCGUCCGUCCUUCAGUCUAAUAAAGUUCCUUAAGGCAACAGUGAAA
Cyprinodon tularosa is the source of this 2178-nucleotide messenger RNA. RefSeq names its product DC-STAMP domain containing 1 (gene dcst1). The record is from RefSeq and is a predicted model, not a curated record. Gene Ontology annotation, cellular component: membrane. The transcript is spliced from 16 exons. The coding region runs from base 270 to 2099 and encodes 609 amino acids. NCBI's taxonomy places the organism in Eukaryota, Metazoa, Chordata, Actinopteri, Cyprinodontiformes, Cyprinodontidae.